Messenger RNA from Saccostrea cuccullata (small rock oyster), 3135 nucleotides. RefSeq lists its product as uncharacterized. Bases 667 to 2847 code for a protein of 726 amino acids. Gene Ontology annotation, cellular component: cytoplasm. Gene Ontology annotation, biological process: DNA catabolic process. NCBI's taxonomy places the organism in Eukaryota, Metazoa, Mollusca, Bivalvia, Ostreida, Ostreidae. The record is from RefSeq and is a predicted model, not a curated record. Gene Ontology annotation, molecular function: 3'-5'-DNA exonuclease activity; nucleic acid binding. The transcript has 8 exons.
GGGAAUUAUUACAGGAAAACAAAUUGAUUUACAAAAAUCAUUUAUAAUCAAUACAUAUUUUAUAUGAGGAUACAUGAGACAAAGUUAAUGUCUUUAAUCCCUACUCUAGCUUUGAUCAUCACAUAAAUUUUAGAAAUGACAUAUUAAACUAGCUGCAUCCUGAUCUAUCUCAUAGAAAUAUUUAUUAUUCAGUAUUAAUUGUUACUUUUAAGAGUGCACAUGUAUGGUGUAUAUAGGGAAUAUAAGUCCUUUGUUUUAUCUUGAAAUCAGGAAUAAGAUGGAAAUGAAUGUAUUAUCAUAAUCAGAGACAUAUAAAAGCAUGUCUCUGGUAUUAUUUAUAUCAUGCACAGAUAAAAAAUCCCAAGGUACACUGUUCAUGUAGACAUGUUUACAUAUAAUGACAUAUAUAUACAGUGUAUGUGUUUUCAAUCCUUAUUAAUUAUCUCGAAGACAAUUUUAUUGCAAGUUGUCAUUUAUUGUACUAAUAUAUCAUUUUAGCAGAAAUAAAUAAGGAAUAAAUUUAUUAUUAAUAAAAAGUUAUGCCAUCUGUAUUAUUUUAAUAUUUUAGUGCCCUGUAGCAAUACCAAUUGCCAUCAUAUUAAUGAAAUACCGACUGGAAAGAAACAUGGCAGGGUCUGGGAUGUCAACACUAAGCUAGCUACAGCAAUGAUCCACACAGGCAUGAAUGCUUCACAAGUCAACAAUUUUUUAGCUGCUAUCAACAUACCACCUGUAAGCGAAAAAUUGAUAACCAAUAGAAUGAAAGAAGCCGGACUUUCAGUGGAGGAAAUCGCCAAAGAAUCUAUGCAAGAGGCAAUUUCAGAGGAGAGACUGCUUACACACGAAAAGCAUGGAGUAGAUGCUAUCACUGCUAGUGUCGAUGCAGGCUGGCAAAAGAGGGGCAGUGGUCGCUCAUAUGACAGUCUGUCUGGCCAUUGUUCUAUGAUUGGUGCAGAGACAGGUAAAGUUAUUAAUUAUGCAGUGCGUUCAAAAUCCUGCCGUGUGUGUGAAAAUGCUUCAAAGUCCAAUCUGAAACCAGGUGCCCAUGAUUGUCGAAAAAAUUUUGAGGGCAGUGCUAAAAGUAUGGAAUCAGACAUGGUGGUGUCAAUGGUUAAGGACAUGAAUGAGAAGGGAAUCAAAAUGGGCACAUUAGUUGCAGAUGAUGAUGCUGCUACUUUAUGUCGCUUGCGAGCAGAAUCCAUAGACAUUUCAAAAGAAUCUGACAAGAAUCAUGUGCGAAAAAACUUUUCAUCAGCUCUUUUCUCUUUGCAAAAACAACACAAAUCUCUCUCAGCUAAAGUAAUCAAAUAUAUCUCAAAAUGUUUCAAUUAUGCAUUAUCUCAAAACAAGGGAAACCCAGAGGGCCUUGAUAUUUCUCUAAAAGCAAUAACCAAACAUGCUUUUGGAAAUCAUGACUGCUGUAGUGGAACCUCAUGGUGUGUCUUUCAAACAAACCCAGAGAGCAGAUACAAGUCUUUGCCAUUUGGAAAACCCCUGUCAUGUGAGUCACUGAGACUGGCUUUGGAACAGCUUUUUGAAGCAUACAGGAAACAGUGCAGAAAACUGGCUUUUCUUGGUAGUACGCAGGGAAACGAAGCCUUUAAUAAAACUGUGUCUUCAAAAGCACCAAAGUCCCUGCAUUUAUCAGCCUCUGCAAAUCUCAACUACCGGGUUGCCUCAUCAGUAGCACAAAAAAAUCAGGGGCAUGAAUAUCUGCUGAAAGUACACAAGAACAUUGGCCUAUCCCCCGGUAAAUUUACCAGACAAAGAGCAAUUCUUAAUGACAUCAGAAGAGCCAAGAGAAAGGCAUUAGCUAAUACCAGAGAGGCAAGAAAAAGAAGACUUAAGCGAAAGUUGGAAAGGGGAAGCAAAUCAACCUCAGCUGAGGUUAGGGAAGGACCCACCUAUGAACCAGGUGUUGAGUUUAACGAUCUAGAAGUAGAUGAUGUGGAAGCCAUCCCUCCUCCAAAUUACCCCCCUUUAGAAUCUCCACCAGUGGGUUCUGGAAGUUAUGUGUACUUUGAUCUAGAAGCAACUGGAUUUGAGCGGGAUUCCCACAUUACUCAAAUUGCGGCUUUAGAUGAAGACAGUGAUGAAUAUUUCUGUACAUAUGUGAUUCCCCAAAAGCCCAUCAGUACACAAGCAUCCAAAGUAACGGGCCUUGCAUUGAACGGUACAACUUUGCAUCACAAUGGGAAAGCAGUUAAAGCAGUACCCAUUCAAGAAGCUCUACAAGAUCUCAUUUCCUUCCUUGGCAAUCUUCCAUCUAAGAAACCAAAGAUUCUUGUUGGACAUAAUAUAAAAUCAUAUGAUUGCCCCAUUAUUAUGAAUGCUUUGAGGAACUGCAAUAUAGAAGACAGAUUUGAAGAAGAAGUUAUUGGAUUUCUGGAUACUAUGAAACUUUUUAAACUUUCUUUCCCGUCUCAGAAAUCCUACUCUCAACAACAUUUAAGCAAAGUUUUACUGGCUGAGGACUUUACUUAUGAAGCGCACAAUGCCUUGGAAGACGUCAAAACUUUGAAAAAAAUUGCGAACUUGCCCUCUAUAUCUUCUAUCAACAAGCCUAGUUGUGAAUUUUCAGUAGAUUAUGUCACUAAAUCUAUUGAUUAUAAUUCAGUGGUCAAAAGAAAUAUGCCUAGCCUUCAAGUGCUUGUGAACCGAAAAAUCUUAACUGCUGGAAUGGCCAGAAAAAUUGCAGGUAGUGACCUGUCUUUGCGCCACUUACAGUUAGUGCACAAAAGAAAUGGCAGAGACGGUUUGUCGGCUCUCCUCUCCGAAACUGUGGCGGGGAGAGUCAGGGUGUCAAAAUCACAGAAAGUAAUUUCAUCACUUUGUGAUUAUUUUUAGUCCAAAAUAUUUGUUUACAGGGUAAUUAAAUUUAAUUUCAUUAGUAUGAAAUCAUUGAAACCCCCUAACAGUUUAAAUGUUCUUUUAUGUAUAAUGGUGUCAUCGUACUCUAGAAAUUGUUACUUAUGGAACAAUAUUUUCUCGAUCUGGCUCUUUUUGUAAAGCCAAGAAACACUUUUGUACAUUAUCUUAGAAAGCAAUGUAUUUUAUUAUUAAACAAAUUAAAAUUAUUUAUACCCAAGAAAAUCAAAAUAACCUGAUAUCAGUGGGUCUAUGAAUAAAAGUUUA